This is a messenger RNA of Nicotiana attenuata, 1016 nucleotides long. RefSeq names its product zinc finger protein 5. Gene Ontology annotation, biological process: cytokinin-activated signaling pathway; trichome morphogenesis; trichome differentiation. Bases 102 to 836 code for a protein of 244 amino acids. The record is from RefSeq and is a predicted model, not a curated record. Gene Ontology annotation, molecular function: DNA-binding transcription factor activity; transcription cis-regulatory region binding. Gene Ontology annotation, cellular component: nucleus. The transcript has a single exon. NCBI's taxonomy places the organism in Eukaryota, Viridiplantae, Streptophyta, Magnoliopsida, Solanales, Solanaceae.
GUAUGCACAACACAAAUUAGUCCAUCAUACACACAAAAAACAUCAUCUUUCUUUUAUUCUUAUUUCUCUCUUUCAAAUCCAUUCAUUUUUCUCAAGAAAAAAUGGCCAAGGAUGUCUCUAGUACUUUUCAUUCUCCAUUAUCCAAUAAUGGAGAAAAUUAUGAAUCCUCUUCUAAAUCAUGUGUAGAGAACAAGAGGCUCAAACUCUUUGGUUUUGAACUUGAACCUUCUCCAAAACUCCAAAAGAAUACUAAAGAAGAUCAAGGAGAUCAUGAAAGUGUAAAUUCAUCAUCAGCAUCCACAGUUUCAUCAGGAAGAGAUCAAGAAAAGUUAUUACCUGCAUCAAAUGGUAAGCCUGAUUCUGAGGAAAUAAUGAAGAAAUUUGAGUGCCAAUAUUGUUUCAAACAGUUUGCUAAUUCUCAAGCUUUGGGAGGGCAUCAAAAUGCUCAUAAGAAGGAAAGAAUGAGGAAAAAAAGGCUACAACUUCAAGCAAGAAAAGCCAGCUUAAGUUGCUAUCUUCAGCCUUUUCAAAACAACAAUAAUAAUAUUAACUAUCAGUUUUAUGAUCCUAAUUCUUUCUUUGGGAAUUCUGAUCAGUUUACAGUGUAUGAUGAAUCCCAAAUUAGCUUCAGUCCUUAUGAUCAAGAUUCCCAUGUCAUAGCAGGAAAAUGGCCAUUUCAGCAAGAUUCUUGUAUGUUUACUCUUACACAUGGAGAGAAAUCUAGAGAAAAAUACUCUAGGCCUGCAGCAGUGAUGAAGCCAGAAACUUUGCCUAAUUCAGCUUCUAAACAAAAGUGUAAUUCCUUGGAUCUUCAAUUGGGAUUAGGUUUGCAUUGAGUAUUGCGAAGAGAUUAAUAUAUAUUUGUAGUGUUUUAGUUUAGAAUCUAGAGAUUAAAGAGCCUCAUGCAUGGUCUCUUCAUUUUCAAGAUUUUUAGGUCUAUUUUAUACACUUUGUAAACAUGAAAGAAAUGGCAAAGAAAAAACAAAGAAGAUUUUGCUAAUUCUUUCUUUUUUUAA